AGUGCGCGCCCGCCCAGGUCCGACACUCGACGUCGGCUCGUCCACGACACCACACUGCUAAACAUUAUACGACCAAUUUUAUAAACGAACACGAGCACGACAUAAACCAUCAAAAUGUUUAAAAGUCAUUUAGAAAUGAUCGGCAGAAAUGAGACGCCGUCGAAGAAGGCCAGAUUUUGGCAAUCUUACGUGCGGUCUCUAAAAGGAUCAGAAGACAUCAGAGCUGAGGAGAGGUACAGGCCAACGCGCCGUAGUGUAUUCCCCGAGCUUAUGUCCACCUACCCUUACUCCAAAUCUAUCUACGAUGACCCCAUGGGUGCCGCCGAAAGGAUCACUGUUCCCGGAUACCGCUACCUGCCGGUACACCGUGAAGUUUACGGAUACUCGCCACGUCCCAUCUAUGCCCACAACUACCCAAGUUCCCUUGAUCGGUACAGGCCAGUUUACCACGUACCGAGGCGUAUCCAACGUGGCGUCGACCCCUUCGACGCUCACAAAGCGUGGCAAGACCAUUUGGACAGAAUGGCUGCCAUCGACCGGCUGUAUCCUUCUCGUUACGGCCUUUACUUGAGGGACCGGGCAUACCCUAUCACCGACCUAACCGCACCCAUUGUCGACCCUUUCAAGCCUAAAAGCCUAAAAGGCAUCGAAUAUGAACCUGACUCUAAACCUCACUGGGGAACAGGAGCGUGGCCAGCGAGGAUAUCGGACGCGUUCAAAAAGGAUCCAUUUUUCGCUGAAGCCGAAAAAUGGGCAGACUUUGAUCGCGGACUCCGAGGGAAGUCCCCGACACCAGUGAAGCCAAGAAUAAGCCCGCCUCGUGAUUGCGAGGUUGCUUUUGAUGCCGAUGGUGCUCCGUUGUACAACGCUGGCGGCAUGAGGCGUCCUUGGGAUGACAUAUUCAACCCGAGAGCGUCACUGCCAAUCUCAGCGAUAACUCGGGACCCCUUCUGGUACGACUGGCCGUUGCUGAAACCGAUGGCUAGAUGGGAUCGCAGCCCUUCCUACAUCCGUGACUCGUACCUGUCGCCAGUCAAACGCACCUUCCUCUGGGACAAGCAUCCGAUCAGGCCCUUAGCCGCCGCUUACUAAAGGGCCUGCCUUCGCACACAAUAUGUAAAGUUCCGUAUUAUCUACGUAUUUUGACGUUGUCACUUUGACUAUGUUAUGUUUUAAUAUAACACCAGGCAGCAUUCAACAAAUUUUAUAAAUGUGUCCGGAAUCACUUUCGGUUAAUAUCACAAAGACUGUGUGACAUAGUCACUGCCAGACGAACAUGUUUGUUACGAAGAAUUGUUUUAUUAUUUAUUUUUAUGUAUAC
Messenger RNA from Parnassius mnemosyne (clouded apollo), 1321 nucleotides. Lineage: Eukaryota; Metazoa; Arthropoda; Insecta; Lepidoptera; Papilionidae. The record is from the annotation of a GenBank genome assembly.